AUGACGCUUGAAUCUGGACUGACUCUGUUUCUGAUCCUGAGUUCCGUCUUCAUCUCACCAGCAGCUGGUUUGGGAGUCCCGGGAAAACCUCGACUCACGAGCUGCCGCUCACCUGAUAAGGAAACGUUCACGUGUUGGUGGGAGCCGGGCGAUGACGGAGGCUUUCCCACCACCUACGCCCUCUACUACCUCCUAGAGGGGUCACAGACGGUGUACGAGUGUCCGGAUUACAGAACCGCGGGUCCGAACUCGUGUUUCUUCAAUAAGAACGACACGUCGCUGUGGGUGAAUUACAACAUCACCGUGGUGGCAACAAACGGCGUGGGCAGGAGCGUGUCAGAACCUGUAGAGGUGGACGUGGUCUACAUCGUUCAGCCCAACACUCCGGAGAACGUGGCGGCGGCGGUGGAGGCCGACGCCCAUUUCCCGUAUCUGCGGGUCUGGUGGGAGAAACCGCGCUCGGCCGACACCCGCUCGGGCUGGAUCACGCUCGUCUACCAGCUCCGAGUGAAACAGGUCAAGGAGGAAACCUGGGAGGAGGUUGAUGCCGGGAUGCAGAAGCACUAUAAGGUGUUCAGUCUGCACUCAGGUGAAGAGUACAUGCUGCAGGUUCGAUGUAAACCCGAUCACGGAUUCUGGAGCGAAUGGACCGAUCCCGUCUACGUCCAAAUACCCGAGUACAUGCGCCAGAUAGAAAAGGUGUGGAUCAUAGUGGCGAUAAUCUCAGCCUUCAUCAUCCUCAUCAUCACCUGGACCAUGAGCAUCAAGAGGAACAGCGUGAAACACUGUUUACUGCCUCCUGUUCCUGGACCAAAGAUCAAAGGCAUUGAUGAACAGUUGCUCAAGAGUGGGAGAUCAGAGGAGGUGUUGAAUGCGCUGGUGAUCCACAGUUUCCCGCCGACCACCUACGAGGAGCUGCUCGUCGACUAUCUGGAGGUUUACGACGACGGCGACAAACACGACUCGUCCUUGCACCCCAGGCAGCUUCCCGGGGUCUGCCUGAAUCCCAAGAGCGCCCCGUCGGACAGCGAUUCGGGGCGAGGAAGCUGCGACAGCCAGACCCUGCUGGCCGAGAGGGGCGGCGGGUACGAGGGGGGCGCAGAGCAGGAUCCUCAACUCGUCCAGCAGGGGAAAGUCCAGACCUGGCCGGGGGUGUUCCCCUCGCCUCGUCCGCUCCAUCACUACUACCAGCAGGACUUGUAUUUUCGGCAGGCUGGAAGCACCGGAGGGGGGCGCGGCGUCCCCGAGACUUCCUGCACGUCUCCGGACGAGACGCCGGGACUCUGCGGAUACGCCUACACCCGGAGCACGGACGUUACCGAGUCCGAUCAGUACGUGGAGGUGCAGAGGGUGGAUGGGGAGAACGUCCUCCUGCAGCCCCUGACCGACCCCGAGGCGCGAUGCCCGGACCCGUCGGACUUUCCGCCGGCCGAGAACUACAGCAAGGUGCAGGACGUGACCCUGGAUAACCUGCUGCUCCUGCAGAGGGAUGUAAGCGGGCAGUGCCAAAGCCAAGCCGCGGACGACCGGCACGAGGACAAUCAGUGCCGUAAACCCAACACCUUCCUGACCACCGAGCCCAUUCUGCCUGAGGGAAUGAGGCUCACCAGGAACGGAUACGUGGACUCCACCGCGGUCACCUCCUAA
Molecule: messenger RNA, 1647 nt
Organism: Trichomycterus rosablanca
Lineage: Eukaryota; Metazoa; Chordata; Actinopteri; Siluriformes; Trichomycteridae
Gene: prlra
Product: prolactin receptor a
Exons: 8
Coding region: 1-1647 (548 amino acids)
Biological process (GO): cytokine-mediated signaling pathway
Cellular component (GO): external side of plasma membrane; signaling receptor complex; membrane
Molecular function (GO): cytokine receptor activity; cytokine binding
Source: RefSeq, a predicted model, not a curated record